AUGGUCUCCUUCUCAAAACUCGUUGUCCUAGGGAUGGCCGCUGUCGCGGUGGCCCAUCCCGGCCAUGAAGACAUUGGCUCCAAUGUGGCACUGAAAAGGAGCUUCCUUCGUCAUUCUCGUAACAGCUUGUCCAAGUGCGCGGAGAAAGCUGAGUUUCGUGCGCUGCAGGCUCGCGCGGCUGCUCGUCGCCGCGAUAUCGCAAGCAAGAAAGCCAAGAGAAGCUUUCUCAAGGCUCGAGACCUCACGACUGUGAUCAACACCUCUCACCUCUCCAGCCUGACCGGUGUGACCGCCGACUCGUCCGAAGACGUCUUCUUCUCAGACGAUGUGUCCUGCAUUCUGUCCCCGGAAGGCGAAGUUGGCCCCUUCUGGGUCAAGGGCGAAUACAUCCGCUCCGACGUGACCGACGACGAGCCCGGAGUGUCUGUCGUGAUGGACGCGCAGUUCAUCGACAUCGACACCUGCGAGCCGAUCGAGAAUCUGUACUUCGACGUCUGGAACUGCAACUCCACCGGCGUCUACUCCGGAGUCCAGGACAGCAGCAACGGGAACGGCAACGACGCCAGCAAUCUGGACAACACUGCGCUACGCGGCCUGCAGCCCACCGACGCGGACGGGGUGGCGCAGUUCACCACCAUUUUCCCCGGCCACUACAGCGGCCGCGCCACCCACGUGCAUGUCAUUGCCCACAUUGGCGCGACCGUGCUGUCCAACGGGACCCUGACCGGCGGAAAUAUCGCCCAUAUCGGGCAGCUGUUCUACGACCAGGACCUCAUUACCCAGGUGGAGGCGCUGUCUCCGUACAGUGAGAACACCGUGGCUAUCACCCUCAACGCCAAUGACCGGGUCCUGGCAGCCGAGACCGAGAACAGUGACUCGGAUCCGGUGCUCGAGUACGUUCUCCUUGGGGACACUGUGGAGGAUGGACUCUUUUCGUGGAUCACCAUCGGUAUCGAUACUUCAGCCAGCUACAGCGCGAGCUACGCGGCCACGUUGACUUCGUCUGGUGGUGUUUCCAGCUCCAACAGCGGGGGUGGUAGCAGCGGUAGCGGCGGAAACACGGGUAGCGGAGGCAGUGGAGGUAAUGGCGGUAACGGCGCCAGUGGCCCCCACUAA
Aspergillus brunneoviolaceus CBS 621.78 is the source of this 1116-nucleotide messenger RNA. Its product is annotated as intradiol ring-cleavage dioxygenase. Gene Ontology annotation, molecular function: ferric iron binding; oxidoreductase activity, acting on single donors with incorporation of molecular oxygen, incorporation of two atoms of oxygen. NCBI's taxonomy places the organism in Eukaryota, Fungi, Ascomycota, Eurotiomycetes, Eurotiales, Aspergillaceae. Bases 1 to 1116 code for a protein of 371 amino acids. The transcript has 2 exons. The record is from RefSeq and is a predicted model, not a curated record.